AUGCCGUCGCGUAACGUUUUGGCAUGUGGCACCGGCGGGCAUGGCGCGAGGCCGACCCGCAUUUCACGGAGGGGUCAGGGAGGAUCCCGCACGGCUUAUUCCGGCGCGUCCGCUUGCGGGCGGUCCAACGGUGUCGUGCGCGCUUCUCCCCGGUUCGUUUUUGACAUGCACUCGAGGGAGGACAACUCAAUGAGUGACAACCAAGGUUCAGCGGACAACUACUGGACCAAGAACCUGCGGCUGAUCGGCCUCUGCCUGGUGAUCUGGGCAUUGGCAUCGUUCGGUUUCGCAAUUUUGCUGCGUCCGCUGGUGUCGGGCAUUGCGGUCGGCGGCACCGAUCUGGGCUUCUGGUUUGCCCAGCAGGGCUCGAUCCUGGUGUUCCUGGUCCUGAUCUUUUUCUACGCAUGGCGCAUGAACGCGAUCGAUCGCGAAUUCGGCGUCGACGAAUUCUAUGCCGCCGGCCGCGGCGUGAACCCGGUCCUCAACGGCAUGGCCACCGCAGCGGACUGGAUGUCCGCCGCAUCGUUCAUUUCGAUGGCCGGCCUGAUUGCCUUUGUCGGUUACAACAACUCCCUGUUCCUGAUGGGCUGGACCGGCGGCUACGUGCUGAUGGCCAUGCUGCUUGCGCCCUAUCUGCGCAAGUUCGGCAAGUUCACGGUGCCCGAGUUCGUCGGCGACCGUUACUAUUCCAACGCCGCGCGCGUGGUGGCCGUCAUCUGCCUCAUCGUCAUCUCCGUGACCUACGUGAUCGGCCAGAUGCGCGGCGCGGGCAUCGCCUUCUCCCGCUUCCUGGAGAUCGACAUCUUCUGGGGUCUGAUCACCGCGGGUGCGGUCGUCUUCGUCUACGCCGUUCUGGGCGGCAUGAAGGGCAUCACCUACACCCAGGUGGCGCAGUACUGCGUGCUCAUCGUCGCCUACACCAUCCCGGCGAUCUUCAUCUCGCUGAACCUGACCGGCAACCCGAUCCCGGGCCUGGGCCUGUUCUCGACGAUGUCGGAAGGCAAUGCGGGCGAAGGUCAGUAUUUGCUGGUCACGCUUGACCAGUUGCUGACCGAUCUCGGCUUCAGGGAGUAUACGGCGACGACCAAUCCAUGGCUGAUGGCGCUCUACACGCUGUCGCUGAUGAUCGGUACCGCCGGUCUGCCGCACGUCAUCAUCCGCUUCUUCACCGUUCCGAAGGUGGCCGAUGCGCGCUGGUCUGCCGGCUGGGCGCUGGUGUUCAUCGCGCUUCUGUACCUGACGGCUCCCGCCGUUGGUGCGAUGGCACGCCUGAACAUCACCACCACCAUGUGGCCUGCUGGUAUCGAGGGCGAAGCGGUGGCGGUCGAAGAACUGCCCGACUGGUUCGAGACGUGGCAGGUCACCGGCCUGCUGGGCGUCGAGGACAAGAACGGCGACGGCCGCAUCCAGUACUACAACGACGCCAACCCGGACAUGCAGGCCAUCGCGGCCGAACGCGGCUGGGAAGGCAACGAGCUGGUCACCUUCAACCGUGACAUUCUCGUCCUCGCCAACCCCGAGAUCGCGCAAUUGCCCGGCUGGGUGAUCGCACUGAUCGCGGCGGGCGGUAUCGCGGCGGCACUGUCCACGGCGGCGGGUCUGCUAUUGGCGAUCUCGUCGGCGAUCAGCCACGAUCUGAUCAAGUCGGUCUUCAAUCCGAACAUCUCGGAGAGAGGCGAACUGCUCGCGGCGCGCAUAUCGAUGGCCGUGGCGAUCGUCGUGGCGGUCUGGCUGGGUCUGAACCCGCCCGGAUUUGCGGCGCAGGUCGUGGCGCUGGCCUUUGGUCUGGCGGCGGCAACGCUGUUCCCGACGCUGAUGAUGGGCAUCUUCUCCAAGCGGAUGAACUCCGCCGGCGCGACGGCAGGCAUGCUGGCCGGUCUGAUCACGACCUGUCUGUACCUGUUCCUGUAUCUGGGCUGGUUCUUCAUCCCGGGAACUGCGCUGCUGGACAGCUCCCAGUAUCUGUUCGGCAUCCCGCCAACCCACUUCGGCCCGAUCGGCGCGGUGUUCAACUUCGCUGUGGCCUAUGCGGUUGCCCAGGCUACCGCUGCUCCGCCCCAGCACAUCCAGGAUCUGGUCGAAAGCGUCCGGAUUCCCCGGGGCGCCGGCGCUGCCGUCGACCACUGGCGCGCGCCGUUCCGGGCGCUCAACCCCGACCAUUUCUCCGCGCUGACGCGGAACGCGACCGAGCACAGCGCCGCCGCCGACGAGCUGGUCUGCGCGAUCGGCGAUCCGAUCGCCGGGCUGCAUGUGAUCACCGCCGGCACGAUGCAGCUGAUCUCCGCCGAGGGCGAAGUGCUCGCCGACAUGCACGCCGGCGACGUGUUCGGCCACCGCGCCCUGUUGCGCGAAGGCAGGGCGAUCCUGCGCGUCGAAGCGCGCACCGAUGCCGACUAUGUGGUCAUAGCGGCCCCGACCUUUCUUUCGAUCAUGGACGCCGAUCCGGUCUUCGCCUCCUUUUUCAGGCGCCGUGCCGAUGCGCCGGCAACGGCCGCGCCGCGCGCGGCGCCAGCCGUCAACAUGGUCGCCACGCGCCUCGGCGACCUGAUGACCGAAAAGCCCAUGGCGCUGCCUGAAACAUCCAGCGUCCGGCAGGCCGCCGAAGCCAUGUGGGAGCGGCACAUUUCCUGCACGCUCGUUACCGGAGAGGGUGGAAAGCUGGUCGGCAUCGUCACCGCCGGCGAUCUGGUCGGAAACGUGAUCGCCCGCGGCAUGGACGCCGAAACCCCGCUGACCGAGGUUAUGGCCCGCGAUCCGGUCGCGCUCAGCCCCGAUGCGACCAUGCUCGACGCCGUCAUGGUGAUGACCGAAAAGCGUAUCGGCCACCUGCCGGUCGUCGGCGCCGACGGCACGCCGCAGGGCAUCGUCACGCAGACCGAUCUGGUGCGCCGGAACUCCAAUUCGCUGAUCUACAUGAUCGCCGACAUCAACCGCCGCGAGACCUAUGAUGGGCUCGCCGAGGUCGUUGCGCGCAACCCGCAAAUGCUGGUCGAGCUGGUUGCGAGCGGCCUCGAGGGCCAUCAGGUCGGCCGGAUGAUGACCGGCAUCACCGAUGCGGUGACCCGACGCCUCAUCGCGCUUGCCGAGCAAAAGCUCGGCCCCGCGCCCGUGCCGUGGCUGUGGCUCGCCUGCGGCAGCCAGGGACGCAUGGAACAGACCGGCGUCUCCGAUCAGGACAACUGCCUGUUCCUGUCCGACGAUUACGACGAAGACGCCCAUGGCGGGUAUUUCGCCGAGUUCGCCAGGUUCGUCUCCGACGGGCUGGACGCGGUGGGCUAUUUCUACUGCCCCGGCGACAUGAUGGCGACCAAUCCCAAAUGGCGUCAGCCGGUGCGCGUCUGGCGCCGCUAUUUCGACAACUGGAUCGCCAAGCCCGACCCGAUGGCGCAAAUGCUGGCGAGCGUCAUGUUCGACCUGCGGCCGAUCGCGGGCGACGAAACGCUGUUCGGCGAUCUCAAUGUGCGCACGCUCGAAAAAGCGAGCAAGGAUUCCAUCUUCCGCGCCCACAUGAUCGCCAACUCGCUGACCCACACCCCGCCGCUCGGCCUGUUCGGCGGGCUCAGCUAUGUACGCGACGGCGAACACAAGAACGCGAUCGACAUGAAGCUCUCCGGCGUCGUGCCGAUCACCGAUCUUGGCCGCGCCUAUGCGCUGGAAGGCCGCAUCGAGGCCGUCAACACGCGCCAGCGGCUGAUCACGGCCCGCGACAUGGACGGCAUCCUGUCCAAGACCGGCGGCAGCGACCUGAUCGACGCCUACGACCUGAUCGUCGAGCUGCGCCUCAAGCACCAGACCGCGCAGAUCCGCGCCGGCGGCAAGCCCGACAACUUCAUGGUGCCCGACACGCUGUCCGCGCUCGAACGCAACCAUCUCAAGGACGCCUUUUCCGUGGUCAAGACGCUGCAAUCGGGGAUCCAAGUCAUGCUGCUCACAUUCAUUGGCGCCAUUGUUCUGGCCAUCGGCUGCGUCGGUAUGGUGUCCCUGGCGUUCCGCGCCACCGGGCGCAAGACGCCCAAGGGCGUGCUGCCGCUGACCGCCGGCGUCGCGAUGAUCGCCUUCAUCGCCUAUAUCGAGAACUCCUGGUACAGCCGGAUCGUCGCCGACCUGCCCGAAAGCCAUGUCGUCGUGGCCACCGGCGAACCCUUUUCCAACUUCAUCCAGCCCUGGACGCUGAUCUUCCCGCGCAUCAAUCGCUUCAUGCUGGUCGAUACCGCCACCGUCCGCGUCAACCAGGCCGAUCCGUCGCUGCGCCUUGCCGAAGUGAUCCUCGUCCAGCGCUAUGCGCGCACCAUCGUCACCCGUCAGGUGAUCGAUUGCGAAAACGCCCGCCGCGCAGACCUGACCGACGAUAUCGUGCUGGACGAUGCCGGCCUGCCGAAGAUCGACAACUGGCAGGACAUCCCGGCCGACGGCGAGUUGCUCGGCACGGUGUGCAACGCGCCGGUCACCUCCGUGGAAACCGGCGUCCGCAACAUGCACUGGGUGGAGCGCCUCAGCCUGCGCGCCCGCAUUGCCCUGUUCUUUGCGCUGAUCGGUGCGGUCAGCGUGGCGCUGCUGGUCGCCGCGAUCGUCUGGCUGUCGAUCCGCCUUGGCGCCGAGGCGGCCGACCAUAUCGUGCUGAUCGUCGGCGGUUCCGCCUUUGCCAUCGCCGGUCUGAUCGCCUGGGUGGCGCUCAAGUUCGACGAGAACCUCGCCAAGCCGCUGAUGGCCAUCGCCGCCGAUCUCAAGACCAUAGCCCACAGCGACGGCAAGGCGAUGAAGCUCGACAGCGAGGGCGAAUAUCUGGGCAUGAUCGCGCCCGCCGCGCGCGAAGUGUCGAGCGCGCUGAUCGAGGCGCGCGAGCGCACCGAUGCCGCCAUCGAAACCGCGAUGCGCGACGCCGCGCGCCAGAAGGCGGCGCUGGAGGCGCUGUUGCGCGACCUGCAUCAGGGCCUUGUCGUGUGCACCAUGACCGGCCGCGUCACGCUCUACAAUCAUCGCGCCGUCGAAAUCCUCCAUGUCGAGGAAUUCCGGCGUGACGACCCCGCCUCGACCGACGUGAUGAUCGGGUCGCUCGGCCUUGGCCGCGAUUUCUUCAACAUUGUCGAUGCGGCGCCAUUCAGCGCAGCGCUCAGCGCCUUCGAGGCGCCGGCCGACCCGUCCAACCCGCUGCCGAUCGAGGGGCUCGGAUCGUUCCCGAUCGUCUUUUCGACCUGCGACGGCGCCGUGACGAUGCGCGGCCAGGUCGCGCUGCGCCUCAACGAGGCGGGCAACGCGCCGGCCGGCUUCAUCACCGUCUUCGACGAUAUCACCACCGAACUGGCCGCAGGCCUCGAACGCGACCGGGUACUGCGCGAGGCGAUCGACGGCAUCCGCACGGCGAUCGAUGACAGCGGCGAAACGCCGGCAUCUGCACCGUUGACCACAGCGCUCAAGCGCCUGGAACUGGCAUCGAACAACAUCAUCGCCUCGGCCUGGCCGAUGGCCGAUGUGGCUGCAGGCCGGCUGUUCGGCGCCGUGCGCAAGACACUUUCAGGAAGCGCCGUCGCCGUCGAAACCGCCGGAAAUGGCGAACUCAUCCAUGCCGACAGCGCCACGCUGAUCGCCCUGCUGCGCAACCUCGCCGACGGGCUGGCCGAACGCGGCGAUGUCGAAAAACUCGCUCUGAAGGCGAGCGGCUUGGGCCAUGCGCGGCAGAUCGCCAUCACCGUGACCGGCGCGCCGCCCGGCGCGGCAUGGCUGGAGGCGCGCCUGUCGGAAAACGCCGAUGCCGGCACCGCCUUCCUGUCGGGCCGCUCGAUCCUCGAACGCCAUUGCGCGACGGCGACCGUGAAGGGCGAUACCAUCCUGAUCGAUUUCCCCGUCAAUACCGGCGCACGCGGAACGACCGGCAAGGACACCGCGCCGGUGCUCGAUGCGCGGCCCGAAUUUUACGAUUUCGACCUGUUCGAGCGCGACACGUCCAAAGACCUGCUCGACGUGCCCCUCAGCGAACUGCAUGCCGUGGUCUUCGACUGCGAGAUGACCGGGCUCGAUCCGCGCCGCGGCGACGAGAUCGUCUCGAUCGCCGGCGCGCGCGUGGUCAACGGGCGGGUGUUGAGCGGCGAGAUCUUCGAUCUUUUCGUCAAUCCCGGACGGACCAUCCCGGCGGCCUCGACCAACAUUCAUCACAUCACCGACGCCAUGGUCGCCGAUGCGCCCUUGAUCCCCUCCGCGCUCAAGCGCUUUCACGCCUUUGCCAAGGACCAGGUGCUUGUGGCCCACAAUGCCGCCUUCGACAUGGCGUUCCUGGCCAAGGGCGAGAAGGCGGCCGGUGUCAAGUUCGACAAUGUCGUGCUCGACACGGUUCUGCUCGCCGCGCACCUGCAGGGUGCCGAGAGCGAAUUGUCGCUGGACGGGCUGGCCGAGCGGUUCAAUGUCGAGAUCGCGGAGCACGACCGCCACACGGCGCGCGGCGACGCGAUCGCCACGGCUCAUGUCUUCGUCAAGCUGAUCCGGCUGCUCGAGGCGAGCGGCGUCGUCACGCUGGGCGACGCGCUGCGCGUUUCCGAGGACCAGAACGGAAAAGCCAUGCGGACUUCGCUCUCGCCGCCCGCCCCGACGACCUUGUUCAUGCUGGCCGCCCUUCCGCCAUUGACGUUGAACAUGAUCGUGCCGUCGCUGACCAACAUCGCUGCGGACCUGAAGGCCGACUAUGCUGCCGUCAGCCUUGCACUCGGCGGCUACCUGGCGGUGACGGCACUGGCCGAACUGGCCAUAGGUCCGGUCGCCGAUCGCAUCGGCCGCCGUCCGGUCCUGCUCUCAGCGCUCACCCUCUUCACCAUUGGCUCGGCCGGCUGCGCAUUGGCGCAAAGCGUGACCAUGCUGUUGGGUUUCAGAAUGCUUCAGGCCGGCGCAAUUGCCGGCUUCGUCCUGUCGCUGGCCAUCGUGCGUGACCUGGAAGACGGCCCGGACGUCGCGCGGCGGCUCGGCCGAAUCAGCAUGGUCAUGGCAAUCGCCCCAAUGCUCGGCCCUAUCCUCGGCAGCUUGCUCGAUGUCGCGGUCGGCUGGCGGGCCGUGUUUGCGCUCUAUGCUGUCUUGGGCGCUGGCCUCUUGCUGCGUGUCUGGACCGACCUUGGUGAGACCCUGCCCCACGCAUCGGGCGUUGAAGACCCGCAUGCCCGGAAGGCGUCGCGGCUCCUCGGCGAACCCCUCUUCUGGUGCUACGCGCUCUGCACCGCCUUUUCGACCGGUGCGUUUUUUGUUUUCAUCGCCGGCGCGCCGCUGAUCGCGGUCACCGCGUUCGGGAUCACGACGGCGCAAUUGGGUGCCAUCGUCGGCUCGAUCACUGCCGGCUUUUUGAUCGGCAGCUUUCUCACCACCCGUUUGGUUCUGCGCUUCGCCCCCGACAUGGUGAUGCUUGCAGGACGCAUCGUCGCAUGCGUGGGAAUGCUGUCGGGUCUUGCCAUCCUGGGAGCCGGUAUCGCCACACCCUUCACCUUUUUCGGCUGCACCGUUUUCGUUGGAUUGGGCAACGGGCUGACGAUGCCCAACGCCAACGCGGGCGCCAUGUCAGUCCGGCCGCAUCUGGCCGGCAGCGCGGCGGGCGUCACCGGCGCGCUGACACUGGCCGGCGGCGCACCCUGA
Messenger RNA from Effrenium voratum, 7605 nucleotides. The record is from the annotation of a GenBank genome assembly. Lineage: Eukaryota; Dinophyceae; Suessiales; Symbiodiniaceae.